Messenger RNA from Aspergillus heteromorphus CBS 117.55, 1197 nucleotides. Its product is annotated as vacuolar protein sorting-associated protein 62. The transcript has 5 exons. Lineage: Eukaryota; Fungi; Ascomycota; Eurotiomycetes; Eurotiales; Aspergillaceae. Bases 95 to 1138 code for a protein of 347 amino acids. The record is from RefSeq and is a predicted model, not a curated record.
AUUUUAUAGGGUAGGAGUUGCCUCUGUCGCAGGACGCAGACUGCAUUGGAAUCGAUCGAUAUCCAGUUGAUGUGAUGAUAUUCGACUUGUCAGAAUGUGGACCCUAGGUGCCAACUUCCUCUAUUCCGUGCUUCAGCUGCCCUUGCUGGCAAUCAAGGACGAAAUUGCAGAUACCGUUCCCUUGGAUCUGGCGGCAACUGCUUUGCCAAGUUAUGUUUUGGAAUAUGCACCUUUAGUUUGGCUAUAUAGCCAGGAAGCCUACCUACCCUAUGAUUUCGGGAAGCAGCUUGUACAUGCAAUCCCGAUGGUCAAUUGGACUGCAAUUCAGGGAGCACCGUCGCCCUUGACGCUCGAUAAUCUGGCAAGCCUGAACGAUUUGGGAAACACCAGCGUUUAUCUGACCUCCAAGGAAGGCAUCAACGCCAACCCGCAGCCAGAAUGGCUUCAUGGCGUGAAACCAGAUGCAAAUGGCAAGACAGAAGGCGCUGUCUCAUCAGCAAUCAUUGUCCGUGACCACGGCAAUGGGACGUUGGAUGCCUUUUACUUCUAUUGCUAUGCGUACAACCAAGGAAACACAGUCCUGGGCAUGGAAUUCGGGGACCAUGUCGGCGAUCUGGAACACAACAUGAUGCGAUUCGAGAACGGAGUCCCCAAAGCCCUCUGGUACAGCCAGCACGCAGGAGGCGAAGCCUUCACCUACUCCGCCACCGAAAAGAAAGGCAAAAGACCGAUCGCAUAUUCCGCGAACGGGACACAUGCUGUAUAUGCGAUUCCCGGGACCCACGACCACGCGAUCCCCCAUUUCAACCUUCCCGUAGGAUUCGUAGAAGACCAUACGGACCGAGGAACGCUAUGGGAUCCCAUCCAAAGCGCCUACGCAUACAGCUACGACGCGGCGAGGCGGACCUUCCAGCCCUACGAUCGUAGCUUCCCGGUCAACUGGCUGGGAUUCAAUGGCCAGUGGGGUGACGAUGCUUUGCCGGGGGGUCCGGAGCUCUUUGGGGAAGCGAAAUAUACGGCGGGACCGAACGGACCGAAAUUCAAACACCUCGUUCGGGAGACCGUUUGUUCGGAUAGUCCAUGCGUUGUUUUGCCUUUUCGGACUUGGAGUGAGGGUGAGAUGGUGGGGGAGGAGUGAUUGAAUGGAUGGAUGGAUGGAUGGAUGGAUGGAUGAUGUAUAUGAAGAAGUUAUGCCAU